UGCGCCUGGCCCGCCCACCAGCCUGCCCGCCCGCGGCCAUGGCCGUCCGGUCCGGCCUGUGGCCAGCGUUCCUGGGCAUAGUCCUCGCCGCCUGGCUCCGCGGCUCGGGGGCCCAGCAGAGUGCCACAGUGGCCAACCCGGUGCCCGGCUCUAACCCAGACCUGCUUCCCCACUUCCUGGUGGAGCCCGAGGACGUGUACAUCGUCAAGAACAAGCCGGUGCUGCUGGUGUGCAAGGCCAUGCCCGCCACGCAAAUCUUCUUCAAGUGCAACGGGGAGUGGGUGCGCCAGGUGGACCACGUGAUCGAGCGCAGCACAGAUGGGAGCAGCGGACUGCCUGCCAUGGAGGUCCGCAUCAAUGUCUCGAGGCAGCAGGUGGAGAAGGUGUUUGGGCUGGAGGAGUACUGGUGCCAGUGCGUGGCGUGGAGCUCCUCAGGCACCACCAAGAGUCAGAAGGCCUACAUCCGCAUUGCCUAUUUGCGCAAGAACUUUGAGCAGGAGCCGCUGGCCAAGGAGGUGUCCCUGGAGCAGGGCAUCGUGCUGCCCUGCCGCCCGCCAGAGGGCAUCCCCCCAGCUGAGGUGGAGUGGCUCCGGAACGAGGACCUGGUGGACCCAUCCCUGGACCCCAAUGUGUACAUCACGCGGGAGCAUAGCCUGGUGGUGCGACAGGCCCGCCUGGCCGACACGGCCAACUACACCUGCGUGGCCAAGAACAUCGUAGCUCGUCGCCGCAGCACCUCCGCUGCCGUCAUCGUCUACGUGGAUGGCAGCUGGAGCCCGUGGAGCAAGUGGUCGGCCUGUGGGCUCGACUGCACCCACUGGCGGAGCCGUGAGUGCUCUGACCCAGCACCCCGCAACGGAGGUGAGGAGUGCCGAGGCACUGACCUGGACACCCGCAAUUGUACCAGUGACCUCUGCGUGCACACUGCUUCCGGCCCAGAGGACGUGGCCCUCUACGUGGGCCUCAUAGCCGUGGCCGUGUGCCUCCUCCUGCUGCUGCUCGUCCUCAUUCUUGUGUUCUGCCGCAAGAAGGAGGGACUGGACUCGGAUGUGGCCGACUCAUCCAUUCUCACCUCAGGCUUCCAGCCCGUCAGCAUCAAGCCCAGCAAAGCAGACAAUCCCCACCUGCUCACCAUCCAGCCAGACCUCAGCACCACCACCACCACCUACCAGGGCAGUCUGUGUCCCCGGCAAGAUGGGCCCAGCCCCAAGUUCCAGCUCACCAACGGGCACCUGCUCAGCCCGCUGGGUGGCGGCCGCCACACGCUGCACCACAGCUCACCCACCUCCGAGGCUGAGGACUUCGUCUCCCGCCUCUCCACCCAGAAUUACUUCCGCUCCCUGCCCCGCGGCUCCAGCAACAUGGCCUAUGGGACCUUCAACUUCCUUGGGGGCCGGCUGAUGAUCCCUAAUACAGGCAUCAGCCUCCUCAUCCCCCCAGACGCCAUACCCCGAGGAAAGAUCUACGAGAUCUACCUCACACUGCACAAGCCGGAGGAUGUGAGGUUGCCCCUAGCCGGCUGUCAGACCCUGCUGAGUCCCAUCGUUAGCUGUGGGCCCCCCGGAGUCCUGCUCACCCGGCCAGUCAUCCUCGCCAUGGACCACUGUGGGGAGCCCAGCCCUGAGAGCUGGAGCCUGCACCUCAAAAAGCAGUCCUGCGAAGGCAGCUGGGAGGACGUGCUGCACCUCGGCGAGGAGGCACCCUCCCACCUCUACUACUGCCAGCUGGAGGCCGGCGCCUGCUAUGUCUUCACGGAGCAGUUGGGCCGAUUCGCCCUGGUGGGAGAGGCUCUCAGCGUGGCCGCGGCCAAGCGCCUCAAGCUGCUUCUGUUUGCCCCCGUGGCCUGCACCUCCCUCGAGUACAACAUCCGAGUCUACUGCCUGCAUGACACCCACGAUGCACUCAAGGAGGUGGUGCAGCUGGAGAAGCAGCUGGGAGGACAGCUGAUCCAGGAGCCUCGCAUCCUGCACUUCAAGGACAGUUACCACAACCUGCGGCUGUCCAUCCAUGACGUGCCCAGCUCCCUGUGGAAGAGCAAGCUCCUCGUCAGCUACCAGGAGAUCCCCUUUUAUCACAUCUGGAAUGGCACACAGCAGUACCUGCACUGUACCUUCACCUUGGAGCGCGUCAGCCCCAGCACCAGCGACCUGGCCUGCAAAGUGUGGGUAUGGCAGGUGGAGGGCGACGGGCAGAGCUUCAACAUCAACUUCAACAUCACCAAGGACACGAGAUUCGCUGAGCUGCUGGCCCUGGAGAGUGAAGGGGGGGUCCCAGCCCUAGUGGGCCCCAGUGCCUUCAAGAUCCCCUUCCUCAUUCGGCAGAAGAUCAUUACCAGCCUAGAUCCACCCUGUAGCCGGGGUGCCGACUGGCGGACUCUGGCCCAGAAACUCCACCUGGACAGCCAUCUCAGCUUCUUUGCCUCCAAGCCCAGCCCCACAGCCAUGAUCCUCAACCUGUGGGAGGCGCGGCACUUCCCCAACGGCAACCUCAGCCAGCUGGCUGCAGCAGUGGCCGGACUUGGCCAGCCAGAUGCUGGCCUCUUCACAGUGUCAGAGGCCGAAUGCUGAGGCCGGCGAGGCCCACAAAGCCUACACUCUCACCAGCUUUGGCACCCGCCAGGGACAGGCAGAAGCCACCACCGGGGAGAGCUGCGUGGACAGGCCCCCUCCUGGCAGACGCUGUCCCCUAAUACUGGCCCUUCAGACCCUGCCCGCACUCCUUCCCCUCCAUGGCCUGCCUGGCGGGCUGGCACUGCCACCUGCUCCGGCUCUGCCCGGGGCCCAGGGUGGACAGUGCCUGGAGCCCGGGCUGGGCCCAGCCCAUCUGUGUGUGUGUAUGUGCGUGUGAUGCUACCUCUCCUCCUGCCCCAGCCAGGGGGCCGCAUACACACGGGCAUACAUGCACACGAUGGGCUCGGGACGUGGCCCCCGGAGCUCCUGCCUGAGCUGGACCUUAUGCAAACAUUUCUGUGCCUGCUGGGUAGGGGCACAUCUGAGGGGCCUGGCUCCAAGCCUGUGGGACUGAGGGCCACAGCUGAACAGGGGGCGGCCCCUGGAUUCAGGCACACAACUACCACACGGGCAUGUGCCCAUGCAUGUCCCGUGUGCUCCUGUCACAUGCAUCCCCCCACACAUGCAUCUCAUGCUGUACACCUGGAGGCUGCUCACGUCUCUCAAGCCUGGUGUCAGUCCACAUCUGCCUCUCACAUGCUGCCCUUCUCCCACCCACCCAGGGACACCCAACGGCUCCUCCCCGAUCCCCCCCUGCCCUCAGCCACGAGGAGCCCUGCCCGACGGGGCGUGUGAAUAUGCAACGGGAGUCCCGGGCUGGACAAUGGCGAGUGUGCGUGCCGUGGCGUGCCCGUUUCUGGGGCUGGCCGGUGCCCCCGUGCGGGGCCAGUCAUGUGAAGCUUGUGCCCUGACUCUGUUUUAAGU
Physeter macrocephalus (sperm whale) is the source of this 3434-nucleotide messenger RNA. RefSeq names its product unc-5 netrin receptor A (gene UNC5A). Gene Ontology annotation, cellular component: membrane. The transcript has 15 exons. NCBI's taxonomy places the organism in Eukaryota, Metazoa, Chordata, Mammalia, Artiodactyla, Physeteridae. The coding region runs from base 39 to 2567 and encodes 842 amino acids. Gene Ontology annotation, biological process: netrin-activated signaling pathway; anterior/posterior axon guidance. The record is from RefSeq and is a predicted model, not a curated record. Gene Ontology annotation, molecular function: netrin receptor activity; protein binding.